Messenger RNA from Amphimedon queenslandica, 1498 nucleotides. Its product is annotated as pyruvate dehydrogenase [acetyl-transferring]-phosphatase 1, mitochondrial-like. NCBI's taxonomy places the organism in Eukaryota, Metazoa, Porifera, Demospongiae, Haplosclerida, Niphatidae. The record is from RefSeq and is a predicted model, not a curated record. Gene Ontology annotation, biological process: protein dephosphorylation. Gene Ontology annotation, cellular component: mitochondrion. The transcript has a single exon. The coding region runs from base 81 to 1421 and encodes 446 amino acids. Gene Ontology annotation, molecular function: [pyruvate dehydrogenase (acetyl-transferring)]-phosphatase activity.
GAGAGUACGGAGUGAGUAAACGGAGUUUGAGGUGUGUGUGAUGAGUAUGUUUUGUCCUUUUCAUUUUUGUACCUAAAAUCAUGUUUUACCUCUGUCUUUGUCUUUUUAUAGUGAGCAUGGCAGCUUACAGACUAACCAGAAGACGUAUAUUCUGUCUAGCAGGGGUUUGCUCUGGCCUAGCCACAUCAGGUUGUCUGCUCCUCCUGGUGAAGGAGGAGUCAGUCAGCUGUAGAGGGCCAGGACAGUGCAGACACCUUGCUAGCCUCUCUUAUCAGACUCUUAGGAAGAAUGAGUUUAGUUUUAAAGUCAAUCAUCCUCAUAUUCGCUCUGUUGAUAUUAAUUAUCUUCCCUCUAAUUCACCUAAUGAGGACAGGUACUCUUUUGGAGGUUUGCCGGAAUCUUCUGCUGGUCUUUUUGCUGUCAUUGAUGGUCACCGAAGUUUUCAUUGUGCAGAAUUUUUACGUCAAAACCUCCUCAAGCAUGUUACCCAGACUCUACGAGAAGGAGGUGUGGUUAGUGGCUCGCUGAACAUUCAUCGUGACGGCGAUACCUUGUUAGAUGCUGGAGGCACCGAAUCACUUCAACUACCUGAUAACUCUGAUAAAGUACCUUCUCUCCUUCGUAAGAGUUUUUUGGACUUGGAUAAGAAUAUCAGCGAUGGCGGAUUAGAAGCCGUCGAAUUGGUAAAGAAAGGUCACUCCAUCAGAAGUAACGAGGGGAUCUUUGCGAAAUUAGCCCAAGCACUCAGUGGGGCCUGUGCGCUCUUUGCCAUGAUAAACCCACAGACGAUAUAUGUUGCUAGUACUGGAGACUGUCGUGCAGUGUUGGGCAAGAAGGCCGGGAGUGGAUGGGAGCCAGUAGCUUUGAGUAAGGAUCAGAAUGUUCAUAACGAAGAAGAAGUGAAUCGUGUGAAAUCAGCACACCCUGGUGAAGAAGACACGGUCAUUAGAGAAUCAAGACUACUAGGUGGGUUGAUGCCUUUUCGUGCAUUUGGUGAUACUGAGUACAAGUGGCCCGAAGAGAGUCUGUCGCAUGUUCAUUUUGUACUAGGAGACUACAAGACUCCGCCUUACCUAACGGCCGAGCCAGUUGUAACCAGCUAUCCGUCUACUGGGGGACAGUUUUUGAUAUUAGGAACUGAUGGACUGUGGGAGAGAAUGAAGGAGCAAGAUAUAAUCGAUGUGGUUGGUAGACAUUAUGAUAAGGAAGGCAAUAAAGACAAGACUUCUUCAAAGACGUUUGGAUUAUGGAGCAGUAAAGAGAAGACAUGUUGUGAAGAGUCUGUUAAUUCAGCAACCGAGUUGCUAUGGGAGUCACUGGGUGGCUCUGAUAGGUCAGUCAAGCAGUUAUUAGAGAUACCAGCUGGAAUGAGUAGAAUGUACCGCGAUGACAUAACCAUUAUUGUAAUUCAUUUUAAAUGACUUUAUUAGCUUCAUAUAGUCAUUCUUGUUAUAUUAUUUACUCUUGUUAUUAUGAAUAAAAAAUUUAGGCUAAAAAA